Juglans regia (Persian walnut) is the source of this 3718-nucleotide messenger RNA. Its product is annotated as lysine-specific demethylase JMJ18-like. Gene Ontology annotation, molecular function: histone H3K4me/H3K4me2/H3K4me3 demethylase activity. Gene Ontology annotation, biological process: chromatin remodeling. The record is from RefSeq and is a predicted model, not a curated record. Gene Ontology annotation, cellular component: nucleus. The transcript has 12 exons. NCBI's taxonomy places the organism in Eukaryota, Viridiplantae, Streptophyta, Magnoliopsida, Fagales, Juglandaceae. Bases 321 to 3236 code for a protein of 971 amino acids.
UUUUUUUAAUUAAUGGGGUCGGUCUAAUGUUUGAUUUGGAUCGGAUUUCCUCGUAUCAGCAGUCCUUAUCCUACUUUAUUUAGUUUUUAUUUUCCUAUUCACAUAUUUUCUUUCAAAUAAAUUUCCACAAAAAUAAAGAAACAAAAAUGCAGGAGAAGUGAGCAUCAACUGCACUUUACACGUCUUUCAAUCUUCAAUCUUAGCCCUUCGCCUUCUUAAGGUACGACGAAAGUAGAAACAAACUGUUUUUUGGGACUGCUGUUGGGGAGCUCUAGGAAUUGGUAUCGAUUGGUAAUUUAGGGUUUACAUCUUUGUACCCAAUGGAACAGUUGAAAUUGACUGCAGAAUCUCAUGUCAAAGAGAUAACAGCUAGAUGGGAUCCAGUUCAUGCAUGCCGACCUACCAUUGAUGAAGCACCUGUAUUUUACCCAACUAUCGAGGAAUUUGAAGAUACACUUGGUUACAUAACAAAAAUACGCCCAAAGGCAGAACCAUAUGGCAUAUGUCGGAUUGUUCCUCCAUCUUCUUGGAUUCCACCCUGUCCUCUUAAGGAGAGAGAUAUAUGGGACCGUGUUAAAUUUUCUACGCGGAUUCAGCAAGUUGACUUGCUUCAAAAUAGGGAACCCAUGAGAAAGAAAGGCAGAGGCAGGAAGCGAAAACGAAGAAAGCACUCAAGAAUGGGAACCAGCAGGGGACGCACAAAUUCUGAUUCAGAAGCUAAUGUUGCUUUUGAGAGUGAUGAGAAGUUUGGAUUUCAAUCAGGAUCAGACUUCACACUUGCAGAUUUUCAGAGAUAUGCUGAUGCUUUUAAAGAGUGCUAUUUUGGGUUAAAGGGUGCUAAAGAGGACUUAAAUUCUAGUGAAACUGAAGAGAAAAAAGGAUGGGACCUCUCUGUGGAGGAUAUUGAAGGUGAAUACUGGCGGAUAGUAGAGCAACCAACAGAUGAGGUUGAGGUAUACUAUGGGGCUGACUUGGAAACAGGAGCAUUUGGUAGUGGGUUUCCCAAGGUAUCUUCUGUGGUAUCCAAAAUCGACUCAGAUCGAUAUGCGAUGUCUGGUUGGAAUCUGAAUAACCUACCACGCCUGCCAGGUUCUGUACUAAGUUUUGAAGAAAGUGAUAUCUCAGGAGUUCUAGUGCCAUGGCUCUAUGUUGGGAUGUGCUUUUCUUCUUUCUGUUGGCAUGUUGAGGACCAUCACCUUUAUUCACUAAACUAUCUACACUGGGGUGAACCUAAGAUGUGGUAUGGAGUACCUGGAAGCCAUGCUUCCACUUUGGAAAAUGCAAUGAGAAAGCAUUUACCUGAUUUAUUUGAAGAACAGCCAGAUUUACUUAAUGAACUGGUCACUCAGCUAUCUCCUUCGGUUCUAAGAUCUGAGGGUGUACCAGUAUAUCGGGCUGUUCAGCAUUCUGGUGAAUUCAUUCUUACCUUUCCAAGGGCAUACCACUCUGGAUUUAAUUGUGGUUUCAACUGUGCGGAGGCGGUGAAUGUGGCCCCUGUUGAUUGGUUAGUGCAUGGCCAGACUGCAGUGGAGCUUUAUAGUGAGCAGUGUCGGAAGACAUCGAUUUCCCAUGACAAAUUGCUAUUAGGAUCUGCUCUGGAAGCUGUACAGGCCCUUUGGGAACUAUCCAUUAUGGGAAAGGAAACUGCCAAAAAUUUGAGAUGGAAAGGUCUUUGUGGGAAAGAUGGGGUACUGACCAAUGCAGUCAAGACAAGGGUAAAGAUGGAAAAGGAAAGAUUAGAUAAUCUUCAUAGUCAAUUGAAGUUGCAAAAGAUGGAAAGGGACUUCGAUGUGGAGAAAGAGAGAGAAUGCUCAUCUUGCUAUUAUGACUUGCACCUAUCUGCUGCCAGCUGCAAGUGUUCUCCUGAUCAGUUUUCAUGUCUUAAACAUGCCAACCAUUUCUGUUCAUGUGAAAUAGACAAUAGAUUUGUGCUUCUGCGCUACUCUAUGAGUGAGUUGAACACACUGGUUGACGCAUUGGAAGGAAGCGUGGAUGCAAUAAAAGUAUGGCCAUCAGAUGCUAGAAAGGCCAUCUGUGUAGCUAAACCAGAUAUUAAAAGUGACACAUACGGAACCAAGUCUUAUGAUCAAAAGGAAAGUUUAUCUUUUUGCCUGGAAACUGAAGAGAAAUUAAACUUAAAUGUGCCCUGCACUUCAUAUAGCCUUCGUUUUUCAGAAGUUAUCCAGUCAGAAUCUCAGCAUGGAUCAUUUAGUGUAUGCACAUCUCAUAUGAGUAUAGAUAGUCAAAAUAAGAUCAUGAAUGACAAAACUGUAGUCAUGAACGGUGAAGGUAAGGUGGAGCAGGAUUGCUGUAUUGAUUUGAACCUCAACAUUAUGUGUGAUGACCAUGAAAGUGGGCUGCUACGUACAUCAGAUAGCCAUAAUAGCAAGGCUGUCACAAAUGGGGAGACCUCUAUGUCAAAUUGCAAACAAAAAAAUGUUGAUAGAUCAUAUUCAGCAAGAGAACUAGAUAAAGUGCAACAUGAUAGCAUCUACAAUCCAUCAGUUUGUCAAGUUCUUACAAGCAGAGAUUAUCCUUCAUGUUCGAGAGGUAUUAAGCAUACUGGUUCAGUUGUAGGUAACAAGCUGUUUGGGGUUGAUAUUUUAUCUUUGCAUCCACAUUCUGAAGUGCCAUCAGACAGAUCUUUAGAAACCGGAAUUGCGGAUACUUUAUUCAAUGGUAGUUAUCCAAUACAACAGUUAGAUCCUUGUGUUGAGCCUAUAAAUCUUGGGACACUCAUGUUUGGCAGGCUUUGGUGCAGUAAGCAGGCCAUAUUCCCAAAAGGAUAUAGGACCCGUGUAAAGUUUUUUAGCGUGCUCAAUCCAACAAAAAUUUGUAGUUACAUAUCAGAAGUCCUCGAUGCUGGCUUUCUUGGGCCAUUGUUUAAGGUUACUUUAGAAGAAUCUCCAAGUGAGACAUUCACAAACUUCUCAGCAGAAAAGUGCUGGGAAAUGGUGCUCCAGAGGAUAAAAAACGAAAUUAUACAAAAGAGCAGCCUAGGGGAACGGGGACAGCCCUCUUUGCAGCCUUUGCAGAGUGUUAAUGGGCUUGAAAUGUUUGGGUUUCUCUCUCCACGGAUUAUUCAGGCUAUUGAGGCUCUUGAUCCCAAUCAUCGAUGUGUGGAGUACUGGAAUCACAGAUGCAUGGUACCUGUGACUUUGGAUGCCAAUAAGUACUCAUGGACAUUGAGUUCCUGUACAGAAGACAGGAAGGAAAAAAACUUAGCAUCAACUUGACAAAGCAAGACCCGGAUAAUCCAUCCAAAGGGCAAGGUCACCAUGACUUAACUGAUGAAGAGUUACAGCUAGCACUAUGAGGAAACCCGAAAAAAUUGACAAAAAAUGUAGGAUAUUUAUUCUGCAGUGGAGAGUGCCAUUGACACCAUUGAUAGAGAAGAUCCAGAAAUCCUGUAGAUAGAAUAAGGAUUAGAAAUAGGUCCAACCAUUCUUUUUCAUUGAAGGUAACUUCUUAUUCCCAUUUAGUCAAAUAGGCCAGAUUCUUUCAAAGAUCUAUAACAGGCAAAGAGAAAUCCUUGUGUGAGUUGUGCACAGAUGUCAGAUGUGCCCACCAAUGAUGAGCAUGAUGUAGAGUCUUAAUUUGAUGAUUCAGAACUCAUUAAAGGAUCUCAAUUAAGGCUGCUUCUACCUUGGAAAAGUUUACCAGUUUUGGUUUAAUUGUCUUCCCCAGUCUUACACCUCUCACUGUAUAUGUUGAUGCA